CAGGUAAAUGAACCUUCAUUUUGGUUCAUUUAGUUAGUCAUUUACUUACCUUUUUCGUCUUGUUUUUUGUUUCAUUUUCUUGUUUUAAUUAAUUUUUACCUGAGUUUUUGUUGAUUGUUCGUGUAACUGUGUAAAUAUUGAAGGUGUUUUUAUCUGUUCCACACGAUUAUUUGGAUUUACUAAGUUUUGUUACUUGAUUGUUCAGUUUUCCUGGUUGUCAUUUUGUUCUUUUUGGAGAAUUUUUCGUUUUUCGUUUUUCUUUUCUUUUCUUUGCUUUUUCUUUUUGUUUUGUUUUGUAAGAAAGAGAGAAGAAGAAAAAGUGAUGAAGUGUUUUGGCGGCUCAGAGAAAAGGCGAACUUAUCAUUGUAAAAUUGUUCUUCUCGAUGAAACUGAAUUAAUUCAAGAAAUAUCCGAUUCCUCUAAAGGGCAAGAUUUAUUGGAAAUUGUCUUUAAACACUUAAAUCUUCUUGAAACAGUUUAUUUUGGCCUUCGUUUCAUUGGUACAAAUGGACAAGCCUGUUGGUUGGAUUCAACUAAAAAUAUAGUUAAACAAGUGAAAAAUAUUAAUCCGCUGACAUUUUAUUUCGGUGUUAAAUUUUAUGCUUCUGAUCCUUGUAAACUGCUUGAAGAAAUCACCAGGUAUCAAUUUUUUCUUCAAAUCAAACAAGACAUUGUGCAAUCUCGACUACCUGCUCCCAACGAUUUGCUGGUUCAAUUAUUUGCCUAUGCAGUUCAAUCUGAACUUGGCGAUUAUGAUCCACAUCGACAUCAACCUGGCUACGUUUCUGAAUUUAGAUUCAUUGCUAAUCAAACACCAGAAUUGGAGGAUCGAGUGAUCGCCUUACAUAAAACCCUAUCGGGCCAAGUUCCAGCCGCUGCUGAGAUUAAUUUUCUUGACAAAGUUAAAUGGCUCGAUUUGUAUGGAGCCGAUUUACAUCCAGUUUUGGGCGAAGAUAAUGUCGAAUAUUUUCUCGGGCUAACACCUAGUGGAGUUAUCGUUCUUCGAAAUAAAUCCAAAGUCGGAAAUUACUUUUGGCCAAGGAUUGUCAAAAUCUACAGAAAGGAUAAAUACUUCAUGCUUCAAGUUGUUGAAAAAAAUAAUGAAAACAAUACAUAUGGAUUCGAAUUACCAUCUAAACAAGCAUGUAAACACCUAUGGAAAUGUUGUACUGAGCAUCAAGAAUUUUUCAGAUUAACACAGAAUCGAGAUCGCCUUAAUCCAACCAAUAAUCGUUUCGCUGGAUUCACCUCACGAUUCAGAUAUUCUAGAAGAUCUUUUAACAAAGAUGAACUCAAUCGAAGUUUAAAUACUCGAGAUCGUCCAUCCCCUGUUAUUGUUAGAGUUCCUAGUCGAAGAUAUCAACGUCGUCAGCCUGAUGGUUCUACAGCUCAAGUCUACAAAGAAGAUUCUUUGACCGAUAAAAAUAUUCAAUUAGAUGGACAAUCAAAUAUCGUAGUUGCUUCAGGUAGACACAUCGCUCAACCUGUUAUUUACCGAUCAACAUCAGUUCCUGGUGCAUUGACGGUUAAUGAUUCACCGAAAAGUAUAAGAUCAGCUCCCUGGGAGAACCCAAAUCAAAAAGGCUUAUUCUCAAGUUGUGGUGAUGUUUCACCUCAUUCAACACGCAAUAGUGUGAUUCUUAACAAUCAUCGCACCUCUUCCGUGAUCAGCGGUCAAACAAACAAUAGUCAUCAUCAUCAUCAUCAUCAUCACCGAAGGAAUUCAUCUUCUUCCAUCAAUAGAGGCUAUUCUAGAAGUGGAAGAGCUUCAGACGCUGAAUCUGAAGUUUCUCGAUGUUCAAAAUCUUCAAGACAUUCCCAUCAUUCAAGUCGUAGUACCAAUUCUCAUCAUCAUCGAUGUAAAAGUCGAAAAAGUGGAGAUGAAAGUGGAAAUGAAUCUGAUUCAUCGAGACGAAGACACCGUCGUCGGCGAAAGUGUUGUAGUGAAGCAAAUUUCACUAUGGUCGAUUCAGAGCAACAAUGGAAAGAGAUUCAAAGACGUCAGAUGGAAGCACAAGAAUCUGGUUUACAGUCAAUUGGAAUCUCAAGAUCAACCAUGGCUCAAACAGCUCAGACAAGAGAUUACACCCAACGAAAUAAUCAAAUGGUUACCAAUUCCUAUCACAAUCAACUGGUUGGAAAUGAAAAUGAAAUGCAAUCAGAUGGAACAGUCAAUCGAAUGAGAAAGAAAAAAGAUUUGAUUCCUCAAGAAAUUAAGAAGCACAUCGAAUAUGAUUUAAUCAUUCCGACUGAAGAAGACAAACGCAACAUCAACUAUACAAGAGUCGAAACCGAUAAUUCAAGACUAUUUAAAAUUCGUUAUUCACCUAAUUCGGGUAGAGCAAAAUAUGACCUCGCUAAGACGCAUUUAAAACAAAACUCUGGAAGUUCAGAUGCCAAAUCAACUAAUGAUGAAAUCCAUGGAAAUACUAGUUACUCAAGUCAAGGGUCGUUUGUACCAAAUCAAUAUGGUGUCCCUCGAGGUGUCCUCAAGCCCAAUAAUAGUAUCAGUUCAUCAGGUUACGGUGAAUAUACAGCUGACAUGGUUAAUGGUCAAUACGAUGGUUAUUAUUUAAAUGGAAAAACCUACGAGGUCAACAUGUACAAUGGUCAACAUGCACCUAAUGUUAAUGGAUCGGCUGUAAAUGGUAAUUUAGCUCAAUAUAAUAAUCAAAUUUACCAACGCGUGAAUGGUGAAAAUAUAAAUAACAUUGGUCAAAUGAUGAAUCCAAAUAUUGAUUUGCAACAAUCAAGGAAUCAAGUUAUUCAACCUAUUAUGGACAAUGGACAAUAUAAUGGACAUCAAAAUAGUCACCAAAAUGUUCAAUACAAUGAUCGAGCCAGAACGAUUGUUAAUGACACUUAUCUAGAUCGUUAUAAUCUAAAUGAUGAAAUGAUUCAACAGCAUAAUUAUGAUUCUAAUGCUAUCUAUCAAUCUACAAACCGACAAUCUAAUCUGGAAUCUCAUUAUGAUCAACCUGUUUAUCAACAACCUCGCGUUACAUUUCAAAGUCCACCAAGUACAACAACUUAUUUUACAAGUCAGAUUAAUCCAUCAUCAAAGAUUACCAAUGGUUAUCCAUUGAAAAAUAAUCCAUUACAACUACACGAGAUGAGCACUGAACUCUAAUAUGAUCAACUAACAAUUUAAAUUAUUCACAAUCAAUUUAAAGUUGAAACAAAAAGCCAUGAAUGAAAUCAACUGUUCCUAUCAUAAUUUAAUUUGAUAUAAUGAAAUGUUUUCCUGUAAAAAUUGUAAAUAUGAUGCUAAAAGUAUCUCCUCAGACAAUCAGGUGAAAUCAAAUUAAUCACAAAACUUUAAUUCACCUAAUCAAGAGAGAUUAAUUUCUAAACCGAAUAUGGUAAUUCGAUAAAUGAUUUGAAAGAAUAAUCCUUGAACCAAUAUCAUCAAUAAUCAUUUCCGACCUUUUUUUCAAUUCAAUUAA
Molecule: messenger RNA, 3446 nt
Organism: Panonychus citri (citrus red mite)
Lineage: Eukaryota; Metazoa; Arthropoda; Arachnida; Trombidiformes; Tetranychidae
Product: band 4.1-like protein 4
Exons: 10
Coding region: 323-3130 (935 amino acids)
Cellular component (GO): cytoskeleton
Source: RefSeq, a predicted model, not a curated record